This is a messenger RNA of Emys orbicularis (European pond turtle), 1396 nucleotides long. RefSeq names its product methyltransferase 2A, tRNA N3-cytidine (gene METTL2A). Lineage: Eukaryota; Metazoa; Chordata; Testudines; Emydidae. The transcript has 9 exons. Gene Ontology annotation, molecular function: tRNA (cytidine-N3)-methyltransferase activity. The record is from RefSeq and is a predicted model, not a curated record. Bases 1 to 1176 code for a protein of 391 amino acids.
AUGGCGGCGCCCAGUGGGCCGGAGGAGGCGGCGGCCCCUGGGAGGAGGCAGCCGUUCGGGAGCCGCUUCCUGACCGACCCGAGCCGACUCUUCCAGCACAACGCCUGGGAUAAUGUAGAAUGGUCUGAAGAGCAGGAAGCCAGUGCAAGGAACAAAGUUCAAGAGAACAGCAGGCAGCUUGUUCCACAAGACAAACAAGAUGAAUAUGAGCUCAAUGCUAAUGAAUACUGGAAUGAUUUCUAUAAAAUCCAUGAAAAUGGCUUCUUCAAGGACAGACACUGGCUGUUCACUGAAUUUCCUGAACUGGCACCAAACCAGAACCUAAGUCAACCUGAGGCUUCUGCAUACAAAGAUGGUAGCACUAGAAAACCCAUAAACACCGGGCUGGGGAGCUGUGAAAAUGGUCUUUGUUCAUUGGAAACCAGAACACAAGAGCAUCAUCAAUUGGACUUGAUGAAAGACCGUAAUAAUAUUAUCAACAGACUCGACGCAGAUGGAGAAGCAAUACUGAAGUUGGGUGACCUGAAACUAAGUGAUGGUGACUUCCCAGGAUCCUCUGCCACUUACCGUAUACUAGAGGUUGGCUGUGGUGCUGGAAAUACGGUCUUCCCAAUCUUGCAAACCAACAAUGAUCCGGGACUCUUCGUUUAUUGCUGUGAUUUUUCCAGCACAGCUGUGGAUCUGGUCCAGACCAAUGCAGAGUAUGACUCUUCUCGCUGUUUUGCCUUCGUUCAUGACCUGUGCAAGGACCAAAGCCCAUACCCAAUGCCAGAGGAGAGUCUUGACAUCGUUAUUCUCAUCUUUGUCCUAUCAGCUCUUCUCCCAGAAAAGAUGCAGCGUGUCAUGAACAGACUGAGCCGGCUUCUGAAACCAGGAGGAAUGAUUCUGUUACGAGAUUAUGGUCGUUAUGACCUGGCGCAGCUUCGGUUUAAGAAAGGUCGGUGUCUGUCCGAUAACUUCUAUGUGAGAGGCGAUGGGACCAGAGUUUACUUCUUUACACAAGAUGAAUUGGAUGCUCUUUUCACCACGGCCGGGUUGGAAAAAGUCCAGAAUCUGGUCGAUCGGCGCCUGCAGGUGAACCGAGGGAAACAAGUGACGAUGCAUCGAGUGUGGAUCCAGUGUAAAUACCGCAAGCCCUUCCCUGCAGGACAUAAGGAGAAUGGGCACAUUCAUUAGCAAGGCGUGUCUAUCACGUGCUGUAUUUGGACUUGCUGGGACUCUCCUCCUGUGCAGCGUGUGGCACUGAGCAGACUUGUCAUAUCAUGCUGAAUUCUGACGCCUCCUGCAAUGACCGGACUAGUCGUAAGUUCACCUGCUUUGUGUGCAAGCUGGAGCUAUGCUGAGGACAACUCCACGACAAUACCUAGUUACUAGUCUUUCUCUUUAAAAUUAAGGG